Torulaspora delbrueckii is the source of this 1827-nucleotide messenger RNA. RefSeq names its product Mex67p (gene MEX67). The record is from RefSeq and is a predicted model, not a curated record. Gene Ontology annotation, cellular component: nucleus. Gene Ontology annotation, biological process: poly(A)+ mRNA export from nucleus. The transcript has a single exon. NCBI's taxonomy places the organism in Eukaryota, Fungi, Ascomycota, Saccharomycetes, Saccharomycetales, Saccharomycetaceae. Bases 1 to 1827 code for a protein of 608 amino acids. Gene Ontology annotation, molecular function: protein binding; RNA binding.
AUGAACGGGUAUCAUAACGUGAAUAGUAUCAGUGCUUUGGCUCAGCAGCAGUCGCAGCAAAAUAGGGUCAAAGUUGGAGUGAGAAACUGGCAGAAUGGGAGUGUGCAGGAUCUCAUGAACUUUUUGAGUCGUAAUACUCGUAUUGCAAUGACUGAUGCGAAUGUUGAGGGACCAUUAGUCACUGGUUAUGUGCAAAAUAGGACUGAUGCAGAUGCUUUAAUGCGUUGGAAUGGUAUCAGGUUUGCAGGCCAAAAUCUGAAGAUAGAGAUCUUAGAGGAUAGUAAUGGUGGAACUUCUAAUACGAUUAUGCUUUUGAAGAAUUUCUUGUAUAGAAGAUACAACGCACAGGCUAAGAUGUUAGAUUUGGGGAAUUUGCAUGCAGACCCCGAUUUGGUGCAGAAAGGUUUGUUUUCUUCAAUAUCUACACAAUCCAAGAUGUUCCCAGCUUUGAUGAAAUUGGCCUCUAAGGAACCACAAAUGGUUGUAGAGAGUAUUAAUCUGUCAGAUAACAAUUUAAAAGACGUCUCUGGUAUCACUACUUUGGCACAAAGCUUCCCGAAUCUGAAAAAUCUAUGCUUGGCCAACAAUCAAAUUGCAAGAUUUAGAAGUUUAGAAGUUUGGAAGAAUAAAUUCAAGGACCUUAGAGAGUUACUUAUGACUAAUAACCCUAUUACCAACGAUAAGCUCUAUCGUUCCGAAAUGCUAAGACUUUUCCCCAAGCUUGUCAUACUGGACAGUGUCAUUGUUAGAGAUGAACAAAAGCUGAAUGUGAUAUAUUCUCUGCCAAUGAAACUUCAACAGUUCUUCUUCGAGACAAACGACUUAGGAUCCUCAUCCACAGAUUUCGUUGCCAACUUCUUAAACUUUUGGGAUUCUGACCGAACACAACUAUUACCACUAUACACUCCACAGUCACAGUUCUCCCUCUCGGUCGACUCUUCUAUGCCCCCUUCGUCUGUGGCAGACUCGGAUCAAAAUCCAUCUUUUGGCUACUAUCUGUCGUCAUCAAGGAACAUUAGUAAAGUUUCGAGCGAGAAAUCAAUUCAACAACGGUUAUCUCUGGGGCCUGAGACAAUAAACAACGCUUUCAAGUCAAUCCCACGGACGAAACAUCACAUACAGGAUAGACCAAACGAAUACUCCAUGCAAGUUAUUUCGUACCCGCAGGUUAAUGGUUUCAUAAUAACACUGCAUGGCUUCUUCGAAGAGACUGAGAAACCCGAAGUCGAUGCAUAUAACAAGUCAAAUGGACCCACAAGGACAAGACGGUUCAAUCAUGGUCAUAAUACUUCAAACAAUAGACUAUCAAAAAAAUCCUUUGACAGAACCUGGGUGAUAGUUCCCACCGGAAACGGUGUGGUAAUAGCCUCAGAUUUACUGGCAAUCAGACCGUUCACAAGCGCUGCAUGGGUUUUGGAAUCUCAGCAACCAGUCACGAAUACUUCAUCUAUAUCAAACUCAUCUGGUGUGAAUCCUGCCGCAAAUACUCCACCAUUUGCAUCGCCUGUACCUGGGGCUAUCGGCACUGCAGGCGCGCCAACUGCUGGUGCACUUGGAACUCCUGUUAUACAACCUAAUAAUCCAGCAAUGCCACUGAACGGUGGAGCCGUACCUCAGAUUGCUCCCACAUUGCAACUUCCGCCAGAUGUUCAAUCCCGUCUGAACCCUGUUCAACUUGAACUAUUAAACAAGCUGCAUUUAGAGACAAAAUUAAAUGCUGAGUAUACAUACAUUUUGGCAGAACAAAGUGGAUGGAAUUAUGAAGUGGCCAUUAAAGGUUUUCAGAGUAGUCUCAACAAUUUGCCCAGAGAAGCUUUCAUUCAAUGA